Acanthaster planci (crown-of-thorns starfish) is the source of this 2653-nucleotide messenger RNA. Its product is annotated as agrin-like. Gene Ontology annotation, cellular component: extracellular region. Lineage: Eukaryota; Metazoa; Echinodermata; Asteroidea; Valvatida; Acanthasteridae. The record is from RefSeq and is a predicted model, not a curated record. Gene Ontology annotation, molecular function: protein binding; peptidase inhibitor activity.
ACCGUCAGUCGUCACUAACGCAAUGCCAACUUAGUGACUCCUCGUCUGAUGCUCACCGCUGAUGUGACGGACUGAAUUGUCAUCAACGAUUAUUGGUCAUAUCCUGUUUGCAUUGUCGGGAAGUAAUUUGUCAAGUACUGAAGCCAAACUUAUCAAAAUCUUUCCCCUGUCUGCUUCAGUGCUUGUCCCUUGACUUGCGAACAGUACUUCUUCAACUUUUGUCCAUUUGGAGCAUUGGGGACCGGGAGAAGGUCUUACGUUAGGCAGGGCAGAGCAAGCAUACACUGCAGAAAAGCCGUCACUUCACAUGCCUGAUCUGCCAAACAUGAAAAGAUUCUGCGUCUUGUUUGCCACGAUCGUGAUGGUCGUCAUGGUAGAAGUUGGAGCUAAACGGAAACACUUCCAUCCUGAUCACAAAUAUGACCAGGAAUCACAAGGUGAACACACCGUGGUGAGGAGAGAGAACAAGGAGAAGGCGUGUCCCCCAGUGUCGCCAGACAUGGCAGGCAUCUGCUUGGAGGAUUGCUCUGGCGACAGUGACUGCAAGGGCACCUUCAAGUGCUGCUCCAAUGGCUGCGGCAAACAGUGCAUGAAGCCCGUUGAAGAAGAGCAGUGUCCUAUUGCCUGUAACAAGAUGUACGACCCCGUGUGUGGUACUGACGGAGUGACAUACGGCAACGAGUGCUCCUUGAAAUAUAUCAAGUGCACAAGGAACCAAGACUUCAUCAAAACGAAGUUUGAAGGGGAGUGUCCACAGCACCGUCGAGUGAGACCUUGUGAAACUGCGCGAGAGAAGUAUUUGAUGCCCUCAAAGAUGCGCAUGGUCGGCCAGACCGCUCCACAGUGUGACGAAAAGGGCUUCUACAAACCCAUGCAGUGUUCCAGUUCUACAGGCUCAUGCUGGUGCGUCACUAGAGACGGCGAGGUGCUGGACACGGAAGGCAUCUUGAUCAACUCGGACGAGGACUGUCUGGCAUUUCUCAUGGAACCAUACUACCGUUAGUGUGGAAAAUGUAGUCAUUGGGCUCUAGGGAUAGGCAAAUGAGUGCAAUGGCGUGCAUAGUCAGGAUUGAAAAACGAAUAAAUUUAUUGACCAAGUCUUACAAAAUAAGUUUCCUUCAAAUCUGUUUGGAUAUAAGAAUGGUCAGUGCUUUGCUUUUGGUGAUCUUCUCAUUUCUUGAUCAGUAAAGUUCAUACAAAAUUAUUUUCCUCUUAUGUAUACUUUUUUAUAUCUGUCAUUUGUCUUUUUUUUUCAUUUUUCAAACUUUUGAGUAUCUUUAGUCUGUUGUAAGCCACACCUAGUGUAUACCUGUUUUGUUGUACAUGUGUAUUGAAGAGGUUCAGAACCAAGGAACCGAACUGUUACAUGUUUUGGGUCUGAUACCCCAGUUUGUUCCAUGAGAUAAAUUAAUGUUGGUUACUUUUACCAGCUUUGCGACCUGACCGCUAUGUGUGAAUACACCACCGGAGAAAUAUACAUGUAGUUAAGUAAGUGUUUAUUCCAGCAUGCUGACGUCAUCUUCAACUUGAAGCUUCGUCAAUUUUGAAUAAAGCUGUUUAAAAAUGUUUUCUGUUGUUGAAAGUGGCCAAAUUUAAUUAUAAAACAGUAAUAUAAUAGCAGACAUUGGAAUAUAUGCUCUAAAAACUGAGUUUUUUUUAAUGUUUCAACACUGGCAAUUCACAAUAGUGCGCCUCCAAGAGUUUGCAACAUGUUGACUAAUCACAGUGUGCGAAAUCUGUCGACCCUUUCCAAACAUGCAUUUAGUCAACAGAUUUCACGCAGUGUGAUCGGUCAACGUGCUGCAAACUCCUUUGUGAAACGACCGUAUUACGUGAGUGCCUAAUUUAUCUUGUAGUUAUGAACUGUAAGCUUAUAGUGAUAAUAUUUGAACAUUUGCAUAAUUCACAUCCAAGUAUUUGCUGGAUUUAUAAGAAUUUGUAAUCGGUAAUUGUACUUAAGCAAAGGGUGCAUUAGAUGCACACAUGGCCAGCAGUAUUAUUGUAUGCCUUAGAUUUAACAGCAUUAGUAGAGUUUUCUCAACUCGUUUGUGAUGAUUCUGCACUUUUUAUACUCUGUAGACAAAAAUGAUCGUGGAAAACACGCUCAGAUAUUACAAAUAACCAACUUAAAAUACUGAUUGAAGUUUUGAUGUGCACAGUCAUUCCGAUAUGAAAGCGUCUCACGUAUACAUAUAAGGUAUGGGUUGAUGAAAACUUCUCUUUGAUUUGUACAAAAGACGGCAAAUGAAUAUUAAUUAUUGAAGUAAUUCUGUGUCAUGCCAUCUCACAUUCCUCACAGGUCAGUACUAAAAAAUGGACAAUAACCACCUGUUUUGAACCAGUGUGCGAUGAGGUAAACACUGACCGUUUUUUGUAAUAAAAAUCUAAGGAAGUAUAUGUACAUUUCUUGCAUUACGCUUCAAGGUUGUAGUUUGAAGAAACGACCACAGAUAUUUAUCCAUCCACCAACUGCAACACAAAUUGUGAAAGGUAAUUAAUUUUCCAUGUCGAUGUAAUUGGUAGAUCAGUUUAUUUUGACCUUGAUUGGAAACAUUUGGUGUACCUUAAUUAUACUACACUGUAUACAAGAAAUAUGUGAAGUUUCCUCUAGCAGUUUUGUAUACCAAUGAAAUAAAAUCAGUGGAGAGCUUAA